UCACUUUUUUUUUUUUUUUUUUGUUUGCAUUUUUUUCUCUUUCCCCCCUUCUGGUGGAAGUGAGCCUUCCACCUUCAAGACCCUGAAAGAAAGUGUCAGGAACCGGUGCAAAUCCGGUUUAAGUUAAAGAAGACAUUUAGAAGUCCAAGAGGCCAAGCAGUUUGAAGAAGUCUUAAGAUUUUUUUUUCCUUCAAAGAAUAUAUUUUUAAAGAAGCCAGGCAGUCCACGGCAAGCGACGACAGUUUUUUUUUUGCCUCUUUUAUUUUAGACCGAGAGUCUUUUUCUUUUUUUCCCUUUCCUUUUUCUUUUUGCAAACAAAACAAAAAGCAGCAUAGAAGAAAAAGCAAAAUAAAGAAGAAGAGGAGGAAGAGAGGGCAAGAGAGGAAAGGGGGGAGAAAGCACCAACCCGGGCCGAGGAGGAGGCGCGCGGCGGCGGCGGCUCGGACCCCUUCCCGGCCCCAUCAGUGCAGCUCUCCGGGCGAUGCCAGAAUAGAUGCCGGGGCAAUGUCCCGCCGCAAACAGGGCAACCCGCAGCACUUGUCCCAGAGGGAGCUCAUCACGCCAGAGGCUGACCAUGUGGAGGCUGCCAUCCUUGAGGAAGACGAGGGUCUGGAGAUAGAGGAGCCCAGCGGCCUGGGGCUGAUGGUGGGUGGCCCCGACCCUGACCUGCUCACCUGUGGCCAGUGUCAGAUGAACUUCCCCCUGGGGGACAUCCUGGUUUUUAUAGAGCACAAGAAGAAGCAGUGUGGCGGUAGCCUGGGUGCCUGCUAUGACAAAGGCCUGGACAAAGGCAGCCCGCCGCCCUCCUCGCGCUCUGAGCUCAGGAAAGUGUCCGAGCCGGUAGAGAUCGGAAUCCAGGUCACCCCGGACGAAGAUGACCACCUGCUCUCACCCACGAAAGGCAUCUGCCCCAAGCAGGAGAACAUUGCAGGGCCGUGCAGGCCUGCCCAGCUGCCAGCGAUGGCCCCUAUAGCUGCCUCCUCCUCCCUCCCUCACACAUCAGUGAUCGCUUCACCUCUGCGGGCCCUGGGCACACUCCCGCCCUGCUUCCCGCUGCCCUGCUGCAGUGCGCGCCCCGUGUCGGGCGACGGGACUCAGGGUGAGGGUCAGACGGAGGUUCCCUUUGGAUGCCAAUGUCAGUUGUCAGGUAAAGAUGAGCCUUCCAGCUACAUUUGCACAACAUGCAAGCAGCCCUUCAACAGCGCGUGGUUCCUGCUGCAGCACGCGCAGAACACGCACGGAUUCCGCAUCUACCUGGAGCCUGGGCCGGCCAGCAGCUCGCUCACGCCGCGCCUCACCAUCCCUCCGCCGCUCGGGCCCGAGGCCGUGGCGCAGUCCCCGCUCAUGAAUUUCCUCGGAGACAGCAACCCCUUCAACCUGCUGCGUAUGACGGGCCCCAUCCUGCGAGACCACCCGGGCUUCGGCGAGGGCCGCCUGCCCGGCACGCCGCCGCUCUUCAGCCCGCCGCCGCGACACCACCUGGACCCGCACCGCCUCAGCGCCGAGGAGAUGGGGCUCGUGGCCCAGCACCCCAGUGCCUUCGACCGAGUCAUGCGCCUGAACCCCCUGGCCAUCGACUCGCCCGCCAUGGACUUCUCGCGGCGGCUCCGCGAGCUGGCGGGCAACAGCGCCACCCCGCCGCCCGUGUCGCCGGGCCGCGGCAACCCUAUGCACCGGCUCCUGAACCCGUUUCAGCCCAGCCCCAAGUCCCCGUUCCUGAGCACGCCGCCGCUGCCCCCCAUGGCCCCCGGCGGCACGCCCCCGCCGCAGCCGCCGACCAAGAGCAAGUCGUGCGAGUUCUGCGGCAAGACCUUCAAGUUCCAGAGCAAUCUCAUUGUGCACCGUCGCAGUCACACGGGGGAGAAGCCCUACAAGUGCCAGCUGUGCGACCACGCGUGCUCGCAGGCGAGCAAGCUCAAGCGCCACAUGAAGACGCACAUGCACAAGGCGGGCUCGCUGGCCGGCCGCUCCGACGACGGGCUGUCAGUCGCCAGCUCCCCCGAGCCCGGCACCAGCGAGCUGGCCGGCGAGGGCCUCAAGGCGGCCGACGGCGACUUCCGCCACCACGAGAGCGACCCGUCGCUGGGCCAUGAGCCCGAGGAGGAGGACGAGGAGGAGGAGGAGGAGGAAGAGGAGCUGCUGCUGGAGAACGAGAGCCGGCCCGAGUCGAGCUUCAGCAUGGACUCGGAGCUGAGCCGCAAUCGCGAGAAUGGCGGCGGCGUGGUGGCCGGCGUGGCGGGCGCGGGCGGCGUGGGCGUGGGCGGCGCGGCCAAGGCGCUGGCUGAUGAGAAGGCGCUGGUGCUGGGCAAGGUCAUGGAGAACGUGGGCCUGGGCGCGCUGCCCCCGCAGUACGGCGACCUCCUGGCCGACAAGCAGAAGCGUGGCGCCUUCCUGAAACGCGCAGCCGGCGGCGGGGACGCGGGCGACGAGGACGACGCGGGCGGCUGUGGGGACUCGGGCGCGACUGGCGCGGUGAACGGGCGUGGCGGCGGCUUCGCGCCGGGCACCGAGCCCUUCCCGGGCCUGUUUCCGCGCAAGCCCGCGCCCAUGCCCAGCCCCGGGCACAACAGCAAGCGCAUUAAGGUGGAGAAGGACCUGGAGCUGCCACCCGCCGCGCUCAUCCCCUCGGAGAACGUGUACUCGCAGUGGCUCGUGGGCUAUGCGGCGUCACGGCACUUCAUGAAGGACCCCUUCCUGGGCUUCACGGACGCGCGCCAGUCGCCCUUCGCCACGUCCUCCGAGCACUCGUCCGAGAACGGCAGCCUGCGCUUCUCCACGCCGCCCGGGGACCUGCUGGACGGCGGGCUGUCGGGGCGCAGCGGCACGGCCAGCGGGGGCAGCACCCCGCACCUGGGCGGCCCGGGCCCUGGCCGGCCGAGCUCCAAGGAGGGCCGGCGCAGCGAUACAUGCGAGUACUGCGGCAAGGUGUUCAAGAACUGCAGCAACCUGACGGUGCACCGGCGGAGCCACACCGGCGAGCGGCCUUACAAGUGCGAGCUGUGCAACUACGCGUGCGCGCAGAGCAGCAAGCUCACGCGCCACAUGAAGACGCACGGGCAGAUCGGCAAGGAGGUGUACCGCUGCGACAUCUGCCAGAUGCCCUUCAGCGUCUACAGCACCCUGGAGAAACACAUGAAAAAGUGGCACGGCGAGCACUUGCUAACUAACGACGUCAAAAUCGAGCAGGCGGAGAGGAGCUAAGUGCGUGGGCCUGGCGCGCCGCGGCCACCCCAGGGAAAGCCUGCCUGACUUGUCUCCGUCACCGCCACCGCCAUCGCCACCGAGCCCCUGCCCCUGCGUGUCCCCGGGGCCCAGGGAGGCGGCACCCCAACCUAACCUGUGUCUGCGAAGUCCUACGGAAACCCGAGGGUUGAUUAAGGCAGUAAAAAUUGUGGAGCCUUUUAACUGUGCAAUAAUUUCUGUAUUUAUUGGGUUUUGUAAUUUUUUUUUUUGGCAUGUGCAGGUACUUUUUAUUAUUAUUCUUUCUGUUAAAGUUCCUUUAAAAGAUUUUGUUGGGUAUCCAUCCCUUCAUUUUUUUUUUUUUUUUAACCCAGUAGUCUGGGCAAUGACUCGCAAGCAAUGUAGAUGGGAAGCAUAUCUUUUAAAUUAUAAUUUUUGGGGGGGGAGGGCGCUGCUUUUUUAAAAUUUAAGCUAAGCAUGUGUAAUUUCUUGUGAAGAAGCCAACACUUACAUGACUUUUAAAGUUGUUUACUUUCUAAUUUUUUCCCUUUUUUUUUUGUUUUUUGGUCCUAAAAUAAAAUGUGGCAUGCAUUUUUUUGAGGGGGGGUGUGGAUGUACAGCGGAUAACAAUCUUUAAAAUCGUAGCACUUUGUUUCAGAACUGGAAUGGAGAUGUAGCACUGACGACAAGUCAUAGAGGCCUUUUCUGUGUUGGUUUCAACUGUCGAGUGGUGACAAGGGAAGCUUGCAGGGGGCCGGGUGCGGGAGGAACUGCACAAGCCAGGCACGGCUUCCAGGCUGUGCUGAGUAGACGGCCCGCAGGUGUGCGUUACCAGCAGACACGGCCACUUCUUGGCAUGCUGAUGCCCCCGAUGCCAGCUCUGCCCUGUGCUGUAGAUUUGGCUGCAUUAAAUGGGUCGAGGGUACUUUUUAUUGGGUAGAUGGUGGUGGCCUGCAGUGACACAGAAAGGAAGUGUCCCCUGGUGUUCUUCCAGGCUUCUGAUUUAACGACGACUUCUCCCUUUUUCUCACCCCAUGUUGUAAUUCCCAAGUGUAUGUUGCUACAACUGGUAAAUGACCAUUUAUUUCUCAAGCAGGCAGACGCCCUGAUGGUAAAUUGGGAAGUUAGUGUCCUCUUGCUCGAUGCACACUGGUGACCUUGUAGAGACAGGGAAAACCUUGCAAAUUUCUGCUCCCUUUUCCUGGAGAAGCAGGGGAAGAGUUCCAUCCGGAGGUGCCCAGCGCUAUUUCCCAAUUUUUUUUUCUCUGAUUAGGUUGAAAGGUACAAAACGUUGGACUGUUAGGAUUAGACAUUUGAAUUCUGUUGACCCGCACUUUAAAGCUUUUGUUUGCAUUUAAAUUAAAUGGCUUCUAAACAAGAAAUUGCAACAUCUGCUCUUUGGCCCAGAGGUGGGUUAAACCCUAAGGGACAGCUGAGAUUGAGUGUCAGUGUUGCUAAGCGUGGCAUUCACAAUACUGGCACUAUAAAGAACAAAAUAAAAUAAUAAUUUAUUGGACAGUUUUUCUACUGCCAUUCAAUUUGAUGUGAGUGCCUUGAAAACUGAUCUUCCUAUUUGAGUCUCUUGAGACAAAUGCAAAACUUUUUUUUUGAAAUGAAAAGACUUUUUAAAAAAAGUAAAACAAGAAAAGUACAUUCUUUAGAAACAAACAAAGCCACAUUUACUUUAAUUUAAAAAAAUCCUGGUUGAAGAUAGAGGACAUGAAAUGCCAUAAGACCCAAUCAAAUGAAGAAUUAAACCCAGCACAACCGUGGACAUCCAUUAGCUGAAUUAUCUUCAGCUCCUUUUGUUUUUGGGACAGCGCUGCUUAGAUAUUGGAGUGGAGGUGAUUUACUGCUGAAUUAAAACUCAAGUGACACAAGUUGAUAUCGUUGAAUGAAAAAACAAAACAAAAAACAAUUCAGGAGCAAUGGCUAAUUUUUUCUAAAGUUAAAUUUAGUGCACUCUGUCUUAAAAAUACGUUUACAGUAUUGGAUACAUACAAGGGUAAAAAAAAUUGUGUGUAUGUGUGUUGGCGCGAUCAUUUUUUUUUUUCAAAGUUUGCUUAAUAGAUUCUACAAAAAUGCCACAAUGGCUGCGUGUAUAUUGUUUUCUUUUGGUGACGGGGUUUUAGUAUAUAUUAUAUAUAUUAAAAUUUCUUGAUUACUGUAAAAGUGGACCAGUAUUUGUAAUAAUUGAGAAUGCCUGGGCAUUUUACAAAACAAGAAAGAAAAAAAAAACUUUUUUUUCCUUGAAAAUGUUGCAGUAAAAUUUAAAUGGUGGGUCUAUCAAUUUGUUCUUGUCACAGUAACUGUAAAGUCGGAGUUUUAGUAAAUUUUUUUCUGCCUUGGGUGUUGAAUUUUUAUUUCAAAAAAGAUGUAUAGAAACUUGUAUUUGGGGAUUAAAAGGGGAUUGCUACACCAUGUAGAAAAAGUAUGUAGAAAAAAGUGCUUAAUAUUGUUAUUGCUUUGCAGAAAAAAAAAUCACAUUUCUGACCUGUACUUAUUUUUCUCUCCCCACCUCCCUCUGGAAUGGAUAUAUUGGUUGGUUCGUAUGAUGUAGGCACUUGCUGUAUUUUUACUGGAGCUUGUAAUUUUUUAACUGUAAGCUUGUCCUUUUAAAGGGAUUUAAUGUACCUUUUUGUUAGUGAAUUUGGAAAUAAAAAGAAAAAAAAAACAAAAACAAACAGGCUGCCAUAAUAUAUUUUUUUAAUUUGGCAGGAUAAAAUAUUGCAAAAAAAUUUGUAUGUUAAGUCCUAUUGUACAGGAGAAAAAAAGGGGUUGUUUGACAACCUUUGUGAAAGAGACAGAAGGAAGUAGUUCAGUACUUUGGUUCGCAGAUCGUUUCAGUUGCAUAUAUUUUUUGUUGGAAUUGGCCUACACAAAGAAGGGUUCGAGGUGGGCUUCGAGCUCAAGGCCGAACUUUGUCCCAGGGCACCUUGGUGUGGCCGCAGCAGACUGGAUGGGAAACGCUUUAUUUGUCUUGAGUGGAAAAAUCAGUUUGUGUUAAGAUGUCGGCCACAUUCCACAGUGUCCUCCCUUCCUCUCACAGGCCAUCUGUGAGGCGGCAGGUGUUCAGGAGAGACGCUCGAGGUCCCCUUCCUUCUCUGCUGUCGCCUCUGUGGUGGUCAGCACCACCUCUGCUGGCCUCCGUGGCAGAGAAGUGUAAACCAAGCUGCUGUCUUCCUUGAGAAAACAGGAAACAAACGCUAGCCGGCCAGGUCCAGGUCCCCGGCGGCUGGUGCAGGCGGGGUGUGGGGAGGGAGCCUUUCAACCAGGAUCUUCCGUUCCAUGGAGACGUUGGCCUAUUUUUCUUCCCUACUUUGCUGCUUUUCUCUCCGAAACCUACAUUCCCGUCCAUUUCCGAAUGCCGAGGGCCUGGGAUGAAUGAAUUCGGUGCCUUUUCGCCUCUUUCCUUCCUCUGCAUUCCCCUCCAUUCCCCUCCAUUCCCCUCCAUUCCCCUCCAUUCCCCUCCAUUCCCCUCCAUUCCCCUCCAUUCCCCUCCAGCCUCCAGCCUCCAGCCUCUGUCUGUCUUGUAACUGUUCAUUUCAUUUUUAUUUAAUUUCUUUUCUUUCUCUCUGUCCCUCCCGACCCUGCCCCUCUUUUUUUUUUUUGUAAAGCCAAGUAGCUUUAAGAUAAUAAAAGUAGUGGUCUUUUGGAGGGAAUAAUACAUUUUUAACAAAUACCUAUAUCAGGAAGCCAUUUUUUUAAUUUCAGGAAAUGUAAGAAACCAUUACUUCAGGUUAUGGGAGUAUAACCAAGCAUCCUGCUAGGCAAUUCUUUACCAAAUGCAGAAAUCGUCCUGGGAGCUUUUCUGUUUGCGCUGUUUCCCCUUUCCACUCCCCUUUGCAAGGUUAAAAGAGAGGGGCAGGGGAGUGGGCAAGUUUGAGUUCCCCACCUGCCCAGCCUGGGCACCAGGGCUGCCUUCCCUGCCCCGGGCCCUGCCCCUGCCGUGUUAGCGGCUGCGGAGUCCCCACGGUGGUGUCCUGCGGCCUUCACUGGUAGCCAGUGCUCACCAGCUCACACACAAUCACCAGAAUGCCAGGACGAAGCCAUCCUAAAGCACAAGGCUUGUGUGUCUCUGUGGACUGCAGAGAGAAGAGAAUUUUGCUUCUCUUCUGUAUUAAAAAUAAGUAAAUAAUGCACCCCAAAGCAGGUGACCCAGAGAGAGGGCUCUGGCCUGGGUGACCCCACCAACCUCAGCCUGGGUUCCACACUGCCACAACUUUGCCCAAAGUUGCCCCCCAUUGGAACCUGCCACUUGCCAUUGGAGAGUCUCAAGGGGAGAGGAGACUGAAUUACUCUAAGCAAAAUGUGAAAAGUAAGGAAAUCAGCCCUGCAUCCCGGCUCAUCCAUCAGCCGGGAGUUUUGUUGAACACAGGCAAAUCUGUGAUUUGGUGCUCUUUGUAUCUCAGCCCUGCAAAGCAAAGUUACAUUGAUUUCAGUUGUUUGCAUUUGUACUGGCAAGGCAAAAUAUUUUUAUUACCUUUUCUAUUACUUAUUGUAUGAGCUUUUGUUGUUUACUUGGAGGUUUUGUCUUUUACUACAAGUUUGGAACUAUUUAUUAUUGCUUGGUAUUUGUGCUCUGUUUAAGAAAUGGGCACUUUUUUUUUAAUUAUGGAUAAAAUGUUGAGAUGACAGGAGGUCAUUUCAAUAUGGCUUAGUAAAAUAUUUAUUGUUCUUUUUAUUCUCUGUACAAGAUUUGGGGCCUCUUUUUUCCCUUAAUGUCACAAUGUUGAGUUCAGCAUGUGUCUACCAUUUCAUUUGUACGCUUGUUCAAAGCCAAGUUUGUUCUGGUUUCAAGUUAUAAAAAUAAAUUGGACAUUU
This is a messenger RNA of Heterocephalus glaber (naked mole-rat), 8004 nucleotides long. It is a transcript of the gene Bcl11b, whose product is annotated as BCL11 transcription factor B. NCBI's taxonomy places the organism in Eukaryota, Metazoa, Chordata, Mammalia, Rodentia, Bathyergidae. The record is from RefSeq and is a predicted model, not a curated record. Gene Ontology annotation, molecular function: DNA-binding transcription factor activity; RNA polymerase II cis-regulatory region sequence-specific DNA binding. Gene Ontology annotation, biological process: positive regulation of transcription by RNA polymerase II. Gene Ontology annotation, cellular component: nucleus.